GGGCAACACUGCGUCAAGACUACGAGUAUCAACGCUGUCGAGACUCGAGCUCUACUUUAGUCACUGUUGAUGUUAUUGAUUCGGUUCCGGUUCCUCGUCGUACUCCACGGCCCGUCGUAAAUACUCAAAAACCGCCGUUUGCCCAUCCCGGAGGAUUUCAAAGUCCGCCACCGGCCGAGAAAGGAGCCAGAUCCCGCACCGAGCCCCAGUCCGUCGGUUAAACGAGGCAGAAGUGCAAGGUGACUUUUUUUUCCCGGCCCCCGAGACCGUCCGCGCAGGAGCGAAGGCGAGAGCCUGCAAUGAUUUUCACGCCCUGGUCGAAAAUCCUCUCGACAAGGCUUUUCUGAACUUUUGAGCCCUUUUUGAAGAAGACAAAAGGAUAUUAAAAUGAUUUCGACGAGCCUGAUGCCGUUUUGAAAAGAUCUAAUUCAAGAUGUAUAACGGUAUCGGUCUCACGACUCCCAGGGGGUCGGGCACCAACGGAUAUGUCCAGCGUAAUUUUGCCCUCGUCAGGAAGCCGAAAGAAAAGCACAGCUACAGGACCGAGGCAGACAUCGAAAAAAUUGACUCAGCGGGAAGCAAGCAGCCCAACAUUGAAAUACUCGAUCAUGAAAGGAAGAGGAAGAUCGAAAUCAAAUGCAUCGAACUGGAGGAAGUUCUUGAACAGCAAGGCUAUCCACAAGACGAGAUCGUAACAAAGGUGGCAGCAUAUAGAUCGAUGCUUAUGAAAAAUGAUUCCAAACUCGAAGAACAGCCAAGGGACGAAUAUGGAAGAAUUAUCGUACGUGAAACCCAUCAAAUAGCAGCUGCGCAGCAAGAGAAAAAUGCACGGCUUAGAGAAGCAUUUGGCAUAUCCGAACAUUUUGGAGAAGAUAGAAAUGGCAACGUCCCACCAGACAAUGCCAAAUACGCACUGGUGCGAACGCCAACGCCUUCUCCUACUAGGGCGUCACCAGUAGAAGGCAAGAAGGAGAAGAAGAAGAAAUUGAAGAAACAUAAAAAAGAAAGGGCCGAAUCUCCCAAAGUUUCAAAAAAGAAAGUGAGCAAGGAGAAGAGCAAGAAGAAGAAGAAACGGAAGAAGAAACGAGCCGCAUCAACCUCUAGUUCUAGUCCUGGUUAUGAGAGCAGUUCAGAUUCAGGCGACAGUGAUGACAGUAGUGACGGUGAGAAGAAAGUCUCUCGUAAGAAAAAGUUGACAAAGAAGGGUUCUACAAAGGAAAAGGAUAAGGAUGUGAAAUCCCACAAUCGGAAACGGAAACACUCAGAAAGUGCCUCAUCGAGGGAAAGUUCCCCUGAGGUACGUGCAUCUUCUAGCAAGAGGAAGGCGUCUGACCACAAGGGACUAGAAAAGAAAAAGAGUAAACACAGUACAACCGAAGAAACAGUAAAAGCUUCUAAAAAACGCAGAAGCCACAGCACAUCAGUUCCAAAAGAGAAGAAAAAAGAAAGGCCCAAAUCACCAAAGCCCGAUAGAAGGCGGUCUUCUUCCCCUUCCUGGGCGAAGCCUGAUGCCUAUUGUAGCAAGAAACACUCAAAGAAAGAGGCCAAAAGGAAACACAGCACGAGCAGGUCUUUAUCACCAUCCAAGCCCACAAAACCGAUCAAAUUGGAGAAAAAGAGCAGGAGCAGAAGUAGGGAGAAGUACUACAGGUCACCGGCCCCUGAGAAGAGAAAGUCUACUAGAGAUGUUACUCCUGUUAAAAAGAAAGAACGAUGCGAUAGUAAGAGCAAGGACAAAAAGAAACACACUUCAAGGACAAAGAAAGACAGGUCUCUCAGUAAAGACGACAAACGGUGUUCUAGGAGUACCAGCUUUGAAAAACCGGCUGCUUAUAAAAUUAAAAAAGACAGAUCACCCAUUGGUAAAGAAAGAUCAAAACGAUCUACUAGCAGUAGAGAAAUCAGGGACACUUCCAGGGAACAGAGUAGAGAUAGUCAUAAGAAAGAGAAGAACUGCAAAAAGACAAAAAGGCCUGUAUCUCACAGCAGAAGCCCAAGUCCUUAUGUCAGGAAGACAUCCAGGAGUAGGAGUAGAGAAAAAACCCGUAAGAAGUCAGUAAGCAGAGAAAUUGAGAAACUGAAAGUACGUGAGAAGGAAAAGGUAAAAGAAAGGGAGAGCAGAGAUGUCAGAGAUCGGGAGAGAAAAGUGCGAUCUCCUCACAAAGAAGAUACCAAAUCGAGAAGUAUAAGUAACGAUCCAAGAGACAAUGUCAAAUCCAGGAAUAACAAAGAUAACGAGAAGUCAAAAUUUAAAGAUUCUUACUCAAAAUCGAAUAGGUUUUCUGAAACAAAUGAAAAAAAUAAAAUGGUGGAAAAAUAUGACAAAUAUUCUGACAGAAAGUCCAAAGGUGAUGAGAGGGAUAAAUAUUUAAAAAGAAGCCAUACCCCUGAUAGGAGAAGGAGAUCAAGAACUCCAAGAAGGACUUCAGAUAGAAGAUCAAGCUCAAGGAGCCCAUCAAAAUCAAAAUCUUCGAUGAGGAGGAAAAAAUCAAGAAGCCUUUCAUCCAAAUCAAGAGAUAGAUCGUUGUCAAUUGACAGAUUGAAAAAGACAGAUAAAAAAAGCAGGAUGAGGUCCAGUUCCAAUUCCAGUCUAAGUUAUUCACCUGUUGAAAAAUACCCAGAACGGUACAGAGACAUUUUGAACCGUCAUCCAAAACCUGUUGUACAUCUGCACGACUCGAGUGGAGAGGAGGAAGCAGCUGAUUCAGAUCGUGUCCAUGAAGACAACGAAAGUGAAAAAGAGCUCGAAUCACUGGAAAAGCUCAAGACUGGCCUUGCGGCAAAAGCCAAAGAGUCAUUGGUUAAAACCCAGAUCAAAGAUAGCUCAGAAACUACACACAAAACCGCGUUAGUAGCAUCUGAGGCUGGCAAUACACAGAACCCAACAUCUCCUUUUGUGGAAAAGUACACGGCUUCUUCAACGAACACUGAUAAACCCAAGUUAUCUGUCUCACCGGUAAAACCGGAUAUGUCGCCUAUAGACAGAACUGCACUGGCGUCCCCGACUGUGAGGAGGAAACGGAGCAAUUCAUCCGAUUCUUCAUCUUCAUCAGAUUCUAGCAGCUCGAGCAGCAGCAGUUCAUCUCGUGGCAGCUCUUGGUCAUCGAGCAGCUCGGGUGCAUUUGGACGUGACUCUCGUGUGUCGAGAGCGUCUCGAGGCAGCAAAUCGUCGAAGGGUCGCUCGCCCAAGUCGAUGUCCAUCAGCCCUGGCAACUCAAGACAUAGUUCGCGAUCUAGGCGGCCUGCCACGCGCAGCCGCAGUCGAUCUCGUUCACGCUCACACAAGUCGAGGACAAGAAGCCGUAGUAGGAGCAUAGCGUCAAGCACAAGCAGCCGGUGUAGCAGUUAUAGCCGGCGUUCACCCGUAUCACGUUCAAGAUCGCCUUCUAUACCCCGAAGGCACGGCUCACCCAGUUUCCUCGACCGCAGGCGCAUCACAAGCGCAAGAAAAUUGCCGAUUCCUUAUCACCGAUCGACACCGUCUUCUUCUUCGAGCAGCGACUCGAGCGAUGAUUCAAGAAGCCCCUGGUCUAGAUGCAGCCCUUCCCUAAGCCCCGCUUGAUUUUGAAAUCCAUAAUACCUGAUCCGUACUUUUUUUUUCUAGUAGUCUCUUUUAGCAUCUAACAGAAACUAAGAGCGUUCCCUUCUGGCGCCUGUUUUCUAUGAAGAUCUCUAUUUUUGUCGCACUCAUAGUUGGCGAGUAAUGGGACGGGAGAUUGUCUCAUUUGAAAGAGCUUAUCUUUUGACGUGCACUUUCAUUUUACCAAAUUGUUAAAUAUAAUAGUGAAUUGAUAUUAUAGUCUUAUCUGAUGAAUCUCUCUCAAAUUAUAAUUAUUGUUCUUGUUGAAGCAUUGUGAUUUAGCGCUAAAAAACAUAUUUUGGGUUUGUUUGAAAAUGGACCUUUUUUUUAACAAAAAUUUCUAGUCAUAUUCUCUUACCUUGUACAAUGAAGAGCUUUUGUUAUUGUGGCAAUGUAUAAUUUUUCUUAAAAAAAACAACAACAAAAAACGAGAAAUUUCUCACUUAACUAAAAACCAAAGAUAAACAAAUUGUUGUGAUUUUUUCAUCUAGUCUUUAAGUUUAAAUGAUUGUACAAACAUGGUCAAUAAAUAAUUUAUUAGC
This is a messenger RNA of Cimex lectularius (bed bug), 4122 nucleotides long. RefSeq names its product serine/arginine repetitive matrix protein 2 (gene Srrm234). NCBI's taxonomy places the organism in Eukaryota, Metazoa, Arthropoda, Insecta, Hemiptera, Cimicidae. The coding region runs from base 434 to 3562 and encodes 1042 amino acids. The record is from RefSeq and is a predicted model, not a curated record. The transcript is spliced from 12 exons.